AUGGUGAGUCCUUUUUUCCUCUUCAAUUUCGCCUAAGUUUCAGCCUUUAGUUCAAGAUUUACUAAGACAUUAUUACUGUAACACUUUAAGCUUAGCUUUUGACUUUGUUUUGAUUUACAUGUUUGGUUUUGUAGUCGAAGGCCGCCAAGAAGAAGUCGUCCAAGAAGCGCUCCGGAUCGGAGGCCGCUCAGUUCGACCAGAAGACCAUCCAGGAGUUCAAGGAAGCCUUCGGCAUCAUGGACCAGAACAAGGACGGUAUCAUCGAUAAGGUAGAAUUUUCGCGAGAAAAAGCAUUUAUUGUUUGAUUUCCAGGGAGACCUGAAGGAUCUGUACGCCUCCAUGGGACAGAUCGCCUCGGACAAGCAGAUCGAAGACAUGAUCAAGGAAGCUCCCGGACCAAUCAACUUCACCGUCUUCCUCACCCUCUUCGGAGAGCGAUUGACAGGUUUGUCAUGUUUCCGAACCCAAUUUGAAUUUCGGUUUUGCUCAGGAACUGAUCCGGAAGCGACCAUCGUCGGCGCGUUCGCCAUGUUCGACAAGAAGGACUGUGGCAAGAUCAAGGAAGAAGACCUCGUCAAGAUUCUGCAGAACAGACGUGGAGAGCCCCUCGACGAGGACGAACUCAAGGCUAUGUACAAGGUACACUUAUCCACCCCCUUUUCCCACUUUUAUCAAUUUUUUUGCAGGGCAAGCCUCCAAUUGAGAACGGCGAGGUCGACUACAAGGCCUUCGCUCACCUCAUCACCACCGGAGCCCAGGAGGAGCUCGCCAGCGCCUGA
Caenorhabditis auriculariae is the source of this 779-nucleotide messenger RNA. NCBI's taxonomy places the organism in Eukaryota, Metazoa, Nematoda, Chromadorea, Rhabditida, Rhabditidae. The record is from the annotation of a GenBank genome assembly.